Messenger RNA from Dufourea novaeangliae, 758 nucleotides. RefSeq names its product ERI1 exoribonuclease 3. The record is from RefSeq and is a predicted model, not a curated record. Gene Ontology annotation, molecular function: nucleic acid binding; 3'-5'-RNA exonuclease activity. Lineage: Eukaryota; Metazoa; Arthropoda; Insecta; Hymenoptera; Halictidae. The transcript has 2 exons. The coding region runs from base 60 to 758 and encodes 232 amino acids. Gene Ontology annotation, biological process: exonucleolytic trimming to generate mature 3'-end of 5.8S rRNA from tricistronic rRNA transcript (SSU-rRNA, 5.8S rRNA, LSU-rRNA).
CGACUUUAUUUGUAAAUGUUUCCUAAAUAAUUUCAAUCUAAUCAGCAUUUGAAUAAACUAUGGCUAAUCAAUUUCUGAAGAGAUAUCCCAGAAUAAUUAAUAAAGGGUCAAAGGAAGUCAAACAGCAUUUUAAUUACUUGCUUGUAUUAGACCUUGAAGCGACAUGCAAAGAGUUUGAGAAAUUGCAGCCCCAGGAGAUCAUUGAAUUCCCAUGUGUAGCAUUAUCUACAAAGAACUGGAAAGUUGAGAACGUUUUUCAUCAAUAUAUCAAGCCAAAAGUCCAUCCACAGCUUACUCCGUUUUGUACAAAAUUGACUGGUAUUAUACAAGAAAUGGUGGAGAAUCAACCACACUUUCCAGAAGUGUUUGAUAAAUUCUGUUGCUGGUUAGAAGAACACAAUUACUUUAAAGAAGGCAAUGAUUGUGCCUUUGUUACAUGUGGCGAUUGGGACUUAAAGGCUAUGCUACCAAGUCAAUGCAAAUUAGACCAAAUAACACUUCCACUGUAUUUUAGAAAAUGGAUAAACUUAAAAAGAAGUUUUUUCGACACAACAGAUCAUUAUCCGCGAAGUAUUCUAGCCAUGCUUUCGUUUCUUGAACUUGAUCUGGAGGGACAGUUACAUUCUGGAAUAGAUGAUGUAAAUAAUAUGAUUAGAAUUAUAUGUUCUCUUCAAGAGAAAUACAAUACUGAAUUCAAAAUAAACACUGCACCAGAUAUAGUACGUGAAUUUUUAAAAGGACGUAAUAAAUUAUUUUAA